Molecule: messenger RNA, 6684 nt
Organism: Orcinus orca (killer whale)
Lineage: Eukaryota; Metazoa; Chordata; Mammalia; Artiodactyla; Delphinidae
Gene: SMS
Product: spermine synthase
Exons: 12
Coding region: 5215-6210 (331 amino acids)
Biological process (GO): spermine biosynthetic process
Molecular function (GO): spermine synthase activity
Source: RefSeq, a predicted model, not a curated record
UUGUCAGUUACAUUGUGAUCAGAUGGUUAACUGUGACUUUUUAAGUCUUUCUGUCAUUUAUAGACAGUUGUUGUACUCUGAUAAAUCUCCAAUUAUCCUGGGGAACUGGGUAAGAAAGUAAAGAAUCUUAAGGAAACCUGAUGCUUCAUCAAAAGUUUAACAAGAGGAUUAGUUACUGAAUGGGCUGGUGAAUAUAGUUGUAAUGUUUAUGUUUCUAUCUGAAACAUUACAAGCUGUUAAUUUGUGUUUUCCAGAUACAAAGAAACCCUUCCCCUCAAACUAAUUAUGACUUACAGCAAUUUGGUAAAUUACACCUUUGUAAGCAGAAUUGAAAGAUUUCUCUUUUCUCUCUACCUGACCCCUCCAGAGAUUGGAAACUCUUGGGUUCCCAGCAGCUUUAUCAGAUAAAUUAGAAAGGCCACCUCCUAAUAGGUGCAGGAAUCUGAAGGUAUUUUUGUGGACCUUAAAAAGGGAGGAAUUCACCUAAAUCUGAGGCAGAAUCUGUGACAAGCCCUUGGCUUUGCUUUCCUGGUCUGGGGAAGCCUUUAAUCAAUUAAUCAGACUUAAUGUGCAGACAAAUUAAUCUUGCUUUGACUAUAUUGGUAAAAAUGAGGGUAACUUUAGACAGAAAGUGAUGCUUCAAUGGACAUCAAAAUCUAAUUCUGUUUAUUGAGGUCUAUAUUCACUAAGACUCACUUCUUAGAUAGUUUUUGCUGUUAUGUUAUAUUGUUGUAAAGUUUUAAUUGAAUUAUUAAAAGGACACUUUAAAUUUGUUUCUGAAGCUUAACUCAGUAAUCUGUCUUUGGACGAAGCUCAGAUGCUCCAUGAUCUGCAACUGGGAGGUUAACACCAGGUUAUGGUCAUUUAAAUUUAAAGGCAACUUUAUUUGGGGACAAUUAAACCAUACUAGAGAUAACCAGCCUAGUAACACUAGGAAACUGGGCUGGGUGCCUUAUGGAUAGUGCCAAUAUAUUAUUUCCCUUAAAGAUAAAGAUUGGUACAGAACAGACUAAGAAAACCUGGGAUAUACUGGGCUGCACCUAAUGGAAAUUCUUGACUUAAAUUCUUACUUGUGAGCUUACUAAUACUGCUAGCUAUAUUAUUUUUUUAAUAAAUAAAUUUAUUUAUUUAUGUCUGCAUUGGGUCUUCGUUGCUGCACACGGGCUUUCUCCAGUUGCAGCAAGCGGGGGCUACUCUUCGUUGUGGUGCACUGGCUUCUCAUUGCGGUGGCUUCUCUUGUUGUGGAGCAUGGGCUCUGAGCUCACAGGCUGCAGUAGUUGUGGCAUGCAGGCUCAGUAGUUGUGGCUCUAGAGUGCAGGCUCAUUAGUUGUGGUGCACGGGCUUAGCUGCUCCACGGUAUGUGGGAUCUUCCUGGACCAGGGCUCAAACCCGUGUCCCCUGCAUUGGCAGGCAGAUUCUUAACUACUGCACUGCCAUGGAAGUCCCUAUAUUAUUUUUUAUAUUGAGUGUUUUACAGAAUUGUUGUUCUUUGUAUUACCAAAUGUGUGAUUGAGCCUCUGAUAAAAUGAUGACAUAUAGUUCCAUAUAAGAUCAGUGAUGGUAAUAGUAACUCUAGAUAUGGGAAGAAGCAACAAGAGGGAAUAUUUUCGUGGACCAUAAAAGACUAGUAAGACAGGUGGUCCAGAGAUUUUUGGCUACUGUGAAUAAGGCCUAGUCUAGUAAUAGCACAUUGAGUGGCCUAUCAGUGAAAUCUUUGCCCGACCUGGGAAUGAUCAUUCCUAGCACCAUGGGACGAAGUGGUCAUGAAGUGCCCCCGAAACCAUGGUUGAAUUUAUGACUCUGAAGGGGCCCUGCCAAAUGAAGACUGUCACUUGCCGUAUGCUUAUGCAAGGAUUAGGUCAAUGGCCACUGCAGCCACUGACCUUAACAUACCCUGAAAGGAGUUCAGGGUGGAGAUCAGGAAUGAGGCACUCUGUGCUCUGGGAAAAACUGGUAGAACAGGCCUGCAGAUCGUUAGAUACUUUCAAGAGAAGACUUUAUGAGCCCAAAUUCUUCCAUCUUCUCAUAUCUAGAAAAGCUCUAAAAUCAUUAACAGUGACAUCUGCUUUGGCCAUUAAAGAGAGAAGUGCAACUGAAAGUCAAAAUGGAGUAGCUGUGAUUCAGACAUCCAGGGUAAUACUAGGUGGCAUUAUGGGCAUGAUUUCAGACAAGUCCUUGUAUUGCUAAGAACUUGAGUUUUCUGAGCUGUGUCAGACUUGGGAUGCCACCAGCCAUUCGCAAAAAAAUGUCUGCUGGCAGCUGGUAGCUGCAACCUUAUGGUUUCAAGGUAUCCUCUUGUAACUACUAAAUUUUUAGAAAAUGAAAUUGUUUUAGAUCAGAUAGUAGUAGAAAAAAGAGAUGUGUAGUGGCCAAUAGCUCCUGUUAUGUACAUAUUAAUACCAUAUCUGAAGUUAAAACCUACUUAGAUUAGAUAAGAAUAAACAACUGGCUACCUGGUUACAAGUCUCUCCAAAGUGCGAGGUCCAGACUGGGUUUCCGGCUUACUCUUCUGAAUUCCUCAGGGAAUGAGAUUUAUUUUGUCUCUUAAAAUUCCAGUUGUCACUCGUCCAAAUACUUCUUUUUUUAAUUAAUUAAUUAAUUAACUUAUUUAUUUUUGGCUGCGUUGGGUCUUGGUUGCUGCGUGCGGGCUUUCUCUAGUUGCAGCGAGUGGGAGCUACUCUUUGUUGUGGCGUGCAGGCUUCUCAUUGCAGUGGCUUCUCUUGUUGUGGAGCACAGGCUCUAGGUGCAUGGGCUUCAAUAGUUGUGGCACGUGGGCUCAGUAGUUGUGGCUCAUGGGCUCUAGAGCACAGGCUCAUUAGUUGUGACGCACGGGCUUAGUUGCUCUGCGGCAUGUGGGACCUUCCUGAACCAGGGCUUGAACCCACAUCCCCUGCGUUGGCAGGCAGAUUCUUAACCACUGCACCACCAGGGAAGUCCCCAACUACUUCUAAUUGGGUCUAUUACACCAAAAUGGCGGACCAAGGGAUUGAGAUUUUAAUUUUUUUUUAAAUUUAUUUUUGGCUGUUUUGGGUCUUUGUUGCUGCGCGUGGGCUUUCUCUAGUUGUGACGAGCAGGGGCUACUUUUCGUUGCGGUGCGCAGGCUUCUUAGUGCGGUGGCUUCUCUUGUUGCGGAGCACGGGCUCUAGGUGCGUGGGCUUCAGUAGUUGCAGCACUCAGGCUCAGUAGUUGUGGCAUGCAGGCCCUAGGGGAUUGAGAUUUUAAUCAUACAAGACUCAGAUCCAGGACUUGGAACUCAGGAAUAUUUCCAACUCGGUGUCUAUUUUCCAAAUUGAGGCGGGACUAGUCCCCCUUUUAGCAGGGAGUGGCCAGAGUUGUUGUACCCCAGUUCCCUGAAUUGAAACUGAGCAGGACUCUGUUGGCUCUGGAGUACAAAUCCUUUCUGUGUCCCCUAUUUCUUGUUUGUAGGAAUAGGCUUCAUUCAGCCUCCUUGACCUUCCCUGAGUUCCAAAGAGCAGAUUCAAACAGUUGCUAAUCAGGGAAUGGUGGGGAUAUAUAGAAACAGGGGAGGAACAGUCAAGUGAUGGUAUGGCCUUGGGGCGGGGUCCUGGUUCCUCCUCAAGGAGUAUGCAUAACAAUCUCUCUGAGUUCUUCUGCAGGAACUAAGGCCCCCACCCAGGUGAAGCAUGGUAACUUCAGGCUGAGCACAAGACUCUUGGAGCACCGCCCUGUUACCUCACUACCAACUGAUCAGAAAAAAGUCACAGACACUGCAGCUCUCACCCCAAAUUUUGCCUUCCUCUUCUGGGCCCGGCAAUGACCAUCCUGUUCAGCCUCCUGUUUGGCCCUUGUCUAUUUCAGCUGCUAACAAGGUUCAUCUCUGAUAGGGUCCAACAGUUUCAGGCUAAACUGUUGUUACUAUGAGGGUGAAUGCUGAUUUGGGGCACAGAAUACCUCGAUUUAAAUCAGGUGGAGAGAGUGGGACUUCCCUGGUGGCACAGUGCUUAAGAAUCCACCUGCCAAUGCAGGAGACACGGGUUUGAUCCCUGGUCCAGGAAGAUCCCACAUGCCGUGGAGCAGCUAAGCCUGUGUGCCACAACUACUGAGCCUGUGCUCUAGAGCCUGCGAGCCACAACUACUGAAGUCUGUGCACCCUAGAGCCUGCACGCCAUAACUACUGAGCCUGUGUCCUGAAACUACUGAAGCCCAUACAUCUAGAGCCCGUGUUCUGCAACAAGAGAAGCCACGGCAAUGAGAAGCCUGUGCACCGCAACAAACAGUAGCCCCCACUUGCCGCAACUAGAGAAAGCCCGCAUGCAGCAACGAAGACCCAAUGCGGAUCAAUCAAUCAAUCAAUCAAUCAGGUGGAGAAAGACUUCUAUUCCACUAGGCAGGACUACACCCACUCUCAUCAGGAAGUAGUUACAGAAGAAAGAGACCUCUGCCCCAAUUCCCAAGAAGUAUCUUGAGUAUGAAGUCUCUCUGGGGGAGUUGUUAGGGGAACCACUGACUGAAACCACCCGCCCUAGCCAGGCACCAUAGUAACCACUUACAUGAGUUCUUUUACAACAGGAGGUCCUGGUAAGGAAUGCGGAACUAACAAGCUACCACCAACCAGAAGAAUUUGGGAAAGGUCAAAAGGAGAGAGGAGACACCAGUCCAUAUGUCCUACCAACCUCCCAGAAUCCUUCUCGCUGGAAUCCAUCCUGGCUGAGUGAUGCACACGCCACCAGGAAGGACCCUGAGUCAGAGUGAUUGGCCAGAGACAACCAGGAAACUAACCCUAUUACCAUAAAACCCGAGGCUGCGAGCCACAUAGCAGAGCAGUUCUCCUGGGUUCCCUUACCCUGCUGCUCUCCGCCCGGGCGCCCCUUCCCAAUAAAGUCUCUUGCUUUGUCAGCACAUGUGUCUCCUUGGACAGUUCAUUUCCAAGUGUUAGACAAGAGCCUACUCUCAGACCCUGGAAGGGGACCCCUUUCCUACAACAGGUUGAUUGAGAGAAGGAAGGAUUAACUACUUGCAUCAAGUAAGGAGAACACUGAGGAUCUUUCCCAAAGCAGUGUCUCCCCAAACACCAAAACUGGGGAAGAAGUGUUGGCUGGAGAGAAACUAGGUCCAGUUGGAGGGGCGCUAGCAUGCUGCCACUAAUGCGAGGUGGAAAGUUCUUCACUGGGGAGCUGACUGCUGUGCUGUGGGAACACAGCUGAUGGUGAGACCAUUCUGAAAGGCCUCCAGUCCAUUUUCCAGGAGCAGGGGAUGAUGGAGUCGGUGCACACCUGGCAGGACCAUGGCUAUUUAGCGACCUACGUAAACAAAAACGGCAGCUUUGCCAAUUUGAGAAUUUACCCGCAUGGAUUGGUGUUGCUGGACCUUCAGAGUUACGACGGUGAUGCACAAGGCAAAGAAGUUGACAGUCUUUUGAACAAAGUAGAAGAAAGAAUGAAAGAAUUGAGUCAGGACAGUACUGAGCGGGUGAAGCGAUUACCACCCAUAGUUCGAGGAGGGGCCAUUGACAGAUACUGGCCCACUGCAGAUGGCCGCCUGGUUGAGUACGACAUAGAUGAAGUGGUGUAUGAUGAAGACUCACCUUACCAGAACAUUAAAAUUUUACACUCAAAACAAUUUGGAAAUAUUCUCAUCCUCAGUGGGGAUGUUAAUUUGGCGGAAAGUGAUCUGGCGUAUACCCGGGCCAUCAUGGGCAGCGGCAAAGAAGAUUACACUGGCAAAGAUGUACUGAUUCUAGGAGGCGGAGAUGGGGGCAUAUUAUGUGAAAUUGUCAAACUGAAACCAAAGAUGGUCACUAUGGUAGAGAUUGACCAAAUGGUGAUUGACGGAUGUAAGAAAUACAUGCGAAAAACAUGUGGUGAUGUCCUAGACAAUCUUAAAGGAGACUGCUAUCAGGUUCUAAUAGAAGACUGUAUUCCAGUACUGAAGAGGUACGCCAAAGAAGGGAGAGAGUUUGAUUAUGUGAUUAAUGAUUUGACAGCUGUUCCAAUCUCCACAUCUCCGGAAGAAGAUUCCACAUGGGAGUUUCUCAGACUGAUUCUUGACCUCUCAAUGAAAGUAUUGAAACAGGAUGGGAAAUAUUUUACACAGGGAAACUGUGUCAAUUUGACUGAAGCCCUGUCACUCUAUGAAGAACAGCUGGGGCACCUGUAUUGUCCUGUGGAAUUCUCGAAGGAGAUCGUCUGUGUCCCUUCAUACUUGGAAUUGUGGGUAUUUUACACUGUUUGGAAGAAAGCUAAACCUUGAAAAUCAAUUUCCCCUAAUCAUGUGUGCUGCAAAUAGCCUUCCUGACCUUCAUAUGCUGUACAUGACAUCGAAAGGAGUCAGGCAAUUAGUUGUGAAUUCCUUCAAGUUUCCUUUUUUUAAUUAUUUUUUAAUUUAAAAAUCAAAUGGAAAAUGUAUAUUUUGGUGAACUAGGGUGUUAUUUUUUUGAAGGAUGAUUAGACAGCACAGUGAAGGCUGCUAAAUGCACUGAACCUCUAGAAUGUGAUUUUUGUUUUUGUUUUUGUUUUUCUGUGUGGGCUUCUUUUGUUUCUGUUUUGGUAGACUUCGAAUUUGAUUGUUUGGAAGAAUGAACAUCAUUGUUUUCUUCUGGAGGGAAGCUCUUGACGGGAGUUUCUUUUCCCCCCAAAUUGAUAUAGGUAUUAAAAUUUGGUGCUUAUAAGGAAAGACUUUAAAAAAUGAAUAGCAAUGCUUUCGAUUAAAAUUACAAAUGAGAAA